CCCACAGGCUACUUUUCGCCGCUGGACGGCUACACGCUGCACAUCACCGACCUCGACCCGCACUCCCUCUCGGCGGGCGGCGGGCUGGAGGACGUCAACCUCGUCAAAAAGUACGAGAUCUCGGAGGAGGACUACCUGAAGCGGGAGGACAACUUCCGCGCGUGGAAGGAGGCCAAGAAGCGGGAGGACCCGAGCUGCGAGGAGUCGUACAAGGAGCUCGCGGAGCGGAUCACGGUGGGCGACCGGUGCGAGGUGACGCUGGGGGGCAAGCGGGGCGAGGUGCGAUACGUGGGCAAGAUCCCGGCCAUUGCGGCAGGCUGGUGGGUGGGCGUGCAGUACGACGAGCCCGUCGGAAAG
Emiliania huxleyi CCMP1516 is the source of this 357-nucleotide messenger RNA. RefSeq lists its product as hypothetical. The annotation marks the transcript as partial. The record is from RefSeq and is a predicted model, not a curated record. The transcript is spliced from 3 exons. Gene Ontology annotation, cellular component: nucleus; cytoplasm; microtubule plus-end. Gene Ontology annotation, biological process: cytoplasmic microtubule organization. NCBI's taxonomy places the organism in Eukaryota, Haptophyta, Isochrysidales, Noelaerhabdaceae. Gene Ontology annotation, molecular function: microtubule plus-end binding.